Molecule: messenger RNA, 3809 nt
Organism: Anolis sagrei ordinatus
Lineage: Eukaryota; Metazoa; Chordata; Lepidosauria; Squamata; Anolidae
Gene: NUP42
Product: nucleoporin 42
Cellular component (GO): nuclear envelope
Molecular function (GO): nuclear export signal receptor activity; metal ion binding
Source: RefSeq, a predicted model, not a curated record
CGCAGCGAGUGGGAGUGCGUGCGUACCAGGAAAGGGGAGGGGGAGUAAGGAAAUAGUCCUUAACUCGGUUCGUGUUGGGAGUUAAGGAGUGGACAGAAAGGGCGAGGGGCGGCAGGGAAGGCGGGGCUGCCAUGGCGCGGAAUGCGGGCGGGGUGUGUCCGUAUUUCUUGCGAGGCAACUGCCGCUUCGGAGAGCGGUGCUGGAACGAGCACCCGCGGUACGGAAGGCCCAACCAGGGCUUGCCUCAGAACCAAGACUCCAAUAGAAUAGGAGGAUGGAGUGGCCACAAUCAGAGAUACAGUAAUGUCAUCCAGACAUCUAGUUUUUCUAAAUCGUCUAAUUGGAAUGGCAACAGAGAAGGCGGACCUUCAAGUUUUUCUCAAAACAGGUUUGCUGCUCUAGGUGCCAAUGACAAUGUUGAUACCAAUGGCAUUAAGGAUGAGGAAGAGAAACUCUUAGAAAUAAUCGUGAAAGACAUGGAGAUAUGGGAAUCCUCAGGACAAUGGAUGUUUUCCACAUAUUCCCCAAUGAAAGAAAAGCCUAAUAUUUCAGGUUUUCAAGACUUUUUACCAGAAGAGUUACGUCUUGAGUAUUAUAACUGCCAAGCAAACAAUGCUAUUCAGAAUUAUAUCAAUUCAAUCCAGCAAUUAGUAACCCAGUGGAGAAGUAGAUUGCAUGAGUUGAAGAAUAUAAAUGGGUCUAAUAAAACCAGACUGAUUGCAGAAUUGAAGAAUGUAACUGCUCACCCACAGCCUGCAUUUGGGUUUGGAGUACAGCAGCCACCAGCUUUUGGAACAUCCACCUUCCCUGUGAAUAAUCAGAGCAGUGCUCAAGCCUUCUCUUUUAAAUCACGUCCUGAACCAAGUAAUGUCCCUGCACCUGCCUUUGGGAACCUUGCUAGUGUUCAAGGGGCCACCGUACCUCCUCCUGCAUCCCAUUCUGUUGGCUUCGGGAACCCAGCACCUUCAGCAACAGCUUCCUUUUCAUUUAAGACCACAGCAGCAUCUUAUAGUUUGGGAGCUCCUGGCUUUUCAAAUUUUGGGAAAUCUUUUCCUUCAAGUUCUUCAGACACAGCUCCUGCUUUGGGAUUUGGGACAGCAACUGCUCCUCCUGCUUUGGAUUCAGGGAACACGCCGUUUGGGCAGACACCAAGCGCCUUUGGCAGCCAGGCCGCAUCAGCAUCCCCAGCAAUCCCAACCACCGUUUCUUCAGGAAAGCAGUUCACACUAAAGAAUGAGCUCUCUGAGGAAGAACUGAAGCAAUUUGAAGCCAAAAAGUUCACUUUAGGAAACAUUCCUUUAAAGCCUCCACCGCUCGAACUUUUAAGUAUGCAGUUCACUGUGGCAACGUCUUCCUACAUUGUUUUUAAUCAGAUGCAGAAGCAGUGAACUGAGCAAAUAAGUACCAGCCUGCACUGCCUUCAGUUUGAAAGAAAACACUGCACGCAAGUCUGUACAACAAAUAUACACCUGUUCAUCUGCUAGAGAAGGGGAAAGAUGAAUCAAGAUUAUGUCUUCAUAUGUUUUUAUUCUUCAUGUUUAUUUCUUUUAUUGCUUCCUUGGAAAUCAUAGGAAAUGUAUGUCUCCCUAAUGUAGAUUGAAUUCAGAGAUAAUGUGGAAUUUAUCAACUACAUCACUAUCUUUGACUUCUAAGAGUUGGCUGUACUCUUAGGAAGUCUUGGUGUGUAAUUAUAUUGCACAGUUAGUGAAUUGUUUUCACAACUAACCAGCUUUUAGAGCAGGCAUGAGCAAACUUUGGCCCUCGGGGUGUUUUGGACUUCAACGCUUACAAUUCCUAACAGCCUACUGGCUGUUAGGAAUUGUAAGAGUUGAAGUCCAAAACACCUGGAGGGCCAAAAUUUGCCCAUGCCUGAUUUAGAAGCAAAACAUCUGGGCAGAGAAUUGUCCUAUUCCACUUUUUCAUAGGAGAUAAUUUUUUGUCUGCGGUAGAUCAUGCUGUAGUGCAAUGACCUAUAUAUGAAGAGUGGGUGCUUUCCCCCAACACAGUUUUUGUACUUUUAAUGAACUAGAAGACCUGUAGUCUUAAUUAAGAUCUUGCUAAUAGACUGAUAGUUCUAACUUUGAUCUGCCACAUGCACAACCUGUUCCCAUUGGAGUGGCCUAUAUUUUAAAAAGGUGAUUUCCAAAGCUUUGUUCAGUUUGAUGAAUCAAAAAAAAUCCCAGCCUUCCCCAAGUUACAUUGGAUAUAAUAAUCCUUAACACACACUUGGCUAUGGGUAUGUCUCUUGUGGCUUGGCUAAGCUUGUGGGUAGAGCUUUGGAAAACACUCUUAUGAGUGAGAACAAUGGGAGUAGUCUUUAAAGACAAAGGAAUUUAAGGUUUAGUGUGGAAAAACUUCAUAGAAGACUUUAUUGGUGCAUUAUGGUUGUAUUAAACAGAGGUUAACCAAAUGCUACUGGAUUGAUUAAAGCAAGGGUUGGGGGCUGUAUUAGUCCCCCCCGGUACCUUGGAGAAUUGCACAUAAUCCUACUGGCAAAAAUUAAAAUGUGUGGACAUGUUUUGUAGCCCCCCUUAGAUUACAUUAGAUGCAGGAAAAUAUUGAAAUACUCUUCUGGUUUAUUUUUAGUUUUGAAAGUGUUCUCCCCCCUGGUCUAAAAUGACCCAGGACACACACACAUGUUAUAAAAAUAUGCCUUAAGCUCCCAGAGCAUAUCUUAGACCAGAAAUGUUUUUGAAAGAGAAAUAUCUUUGGAUGCAUGGGAACAGAAUAAUAAACAAGGUGCUUGCCAGGGACAUGUGACCCGGGGCACACUUGGUUCAUCUUUAGGUUAAAGUGUCUUUCUAUAUUUGACAGACUACACUUGCACCUGAAAAAUUGAUUUAGGAAAACUGCCUUUGAAUUAAUUUAAGGAAAAUACUUCCAAAAUGACACAGAUUAGGAAUAUAUUUUCAUAUGUUAACAUAGAUUUUUCCAUAGCAACAAUGACUGGCAUUAAAAUAAUGAAUUAUGAAAAAAUUCUAGCCAGCUAAAUUGUUUGAGAACAGUACUUUGUUCUAGUACAGGAUAGGAAUGAUUUGGCCAUCCAAAAAGUCCAGCAUAAAGUUUGUUCAAUCAAAAGUGUCAAACUCCCUCUUGCUGUAUAUCAUUUUGGGAGAUCAAGAAGCAGUUGCUGCUAUUUUAAUCUGAGUUUAUAACAUUAUGCCAAUAUAGUAUGUAUUGUAAUUGAAAUAUUCUGAAAUAUUUAUGUUCUGACAGGGAAGAAAUCAAAAUGUGAUGUGGGAACAAGAAACAAAUGCAACCCAUUUAUUGGCCAAGUAGUUUGACAUUAAGUUCACCCUAGGUUAGCAUUUAAUAAAAUCUGUAGAACAGGAAGAAGUGAUGAUAGCAGCUAAGAGCAUUCUUGUGAUAUGUGAGUCAACGCUUCUGAAUGUGAAUUGGGCUGGAUUAAAUGUCUUAAACUCUUAGAUUUUAGGGAAUUAAUUGCUUUUGUAAAGCAAUUACAGGGCUCCACUCCCAAAUCCACCAGAUCACCCUAUUCUUUCAAAUGAAGAUACUGUGCUUUUUUGUGUUUUGAAAUACUUUUUGUGUUUUGAAAUACUUUUAAUUUAAUUGAUAUUUUAAAAUAUUGUUUUAAUAUUAAAACCUUUGGGUUUGUUUGUUUUAAUGUUUUAAUGUAUCACAUCUUUCUCCUAACAUAUGAUGUGUUUUAAUGUAUCACAUCUUUCUCCUAACAUAGGACCCAAAGAAGCUUAUGGGAUACUUCAAAACAAAUUACACUAAAACUAUCAUACAAAUGUUUUAAAGGCAUUUAAAUAAAAUUUCUGAGCAGUUUCUGAAGCCAGACCACA